Thelazia callipaeda (thelaziosis nematode) is the source of this 1212-nucleotide messenger RNA. The record is from the annotation of a GenBank genome assembly. NCBI's taxonomy places the organism in Eukaryota, Metazoa, Nematoda, Chromadorea, Rhabditida, Thelaziidae.
AUGGUAAUACAAAAGAAUGUGGUUCGUUUGCCUGUUUUCGUGCUAAAACAUUCAAAUCGUACCAAAAGUCGACAUACUAGUGCUCAGCGUCAACAAGCCACGUCUUCAACUGAUGUAUCAGGAGAACAACAUAUUUCAAAAUUUAGAAUAUGUGACAGCUUUGUGGAGUAUAUGAUUAGCAAGCAUCAGCAGAGACUUCGACAGUUGUCCGCCCAUAUCAGGAGAGAAGCAGCUGAACGCCAAAAUGACUACGGACGGACCUUCCGAUAUCGAGACUUUAUCAUCACAGGCUUACGCCAAAUUCUAGCCCGUGACCAAAACCAAUAUCUCGUCCCUGUAGGUUCUACUGCUUCGGGUCUUGCUAGUGGUACAUCGGAUAUUGAUUUAGUUUAUAUAUCUACAACAAAUGAAAAGCAGAGAGAAAAACUGUUGCAAUUGCUCACUAGGGAAAGUUUCAAACGUACAUUUAUAACAGAGGUGAAAAGUAAAAUAGAAAAGUCCAGCCUUGUCAAAGAAUUUGAUUGGAAUGAGACAGAUAUCAUUCAUACAGCUCGGGUACCAAUCCUUCAUUUGCAAACGAAAAAACGUAUGCAAGUUGAUAUUCAGUUUGAGAAAUAUGCAUCAAUUAGAAAUACUUACUUUGUUCGACGUUGUUCUCAGCAUGACGUUCGUGUAUGUCUAUUGAAUAUAUGGGCUCAGAAAUGGUUAGAAACACAAAGGCUAAAAGACAGUAAACAUGGUUUAUUUUCAACAUAUCAUGUGUUAAUGCUCGUUCUUCAUUUUUUGCAGUGCACUGGUUUGUAUGGUUUUAAAUCAGUUUUACCAGUAAUGUGCAAGAAGUAUAGAGGAAAUCUAAAGCCGACUGUACCUAUUCAACAGUUAACAGCUUCUUUGUGUUCAAAGCCUAAAGAAUUGAAUUUUCAAGAAAGGCAGACGCCAGACGUGGCAGAAUUGGUAUUGUUGUUCAUAAGCCAUUAUGCAAAAUACGACUUUAGUGAAAUUAGCUUGCAUUUGCGUGAUGGAACAGUCACUGAAAAAAACUAUAUCUGCCAUGAAUUCGAUCGAAAUGACGUUUCAUUAUUUGAUCCUUAUGCUUCAACAUCAGUUUGUCGUGUUAAAGGAGGUGCAGAUCUAUUGACAAACGCUUUUCAAAUGACAAAGAGAAAUAUGCUUGCUGGUCACUGCCUGGAGUGGCCGAUAUCUUUGAAGUGA